AUGCAAUUUAAAAGAGGAGAGAAUGAGUGGAGUAUAAAUGGCAUUCCUAAUAUUAAAAAUUUAGUUCGUAAAGCUGAAAAACACCAAAUUUCAAAAAAACAUCUGACUAACAAGGAAAGUUUUCAUAUGCUGGGUAAAAAUAGGAUUGAACAUUCAAUAUCUGAGAGUCGUCGGUUAACUGCAAUUAAUCAUAAUAAACAAGUGGACAUAAACAGAAAGAUAUUAGCUCGUUUAAUCGAUGUAGUUUGUUUUUUAGGGAAACAAGAGUUGGCAUUCCGCGAACAUCGCGAGAAUGAAGGUUCUUUAAAUAAAGGAAAUUAUUGUGAAAUUUUAGAUUUACUUGCUAAGGAAGAGCAAUUUAUAAGAGAACACUUUUGCACAAAUUCUGUUUUUAAAGGAACUUCACACGACAUACAAAAUGACUUGAUCCAUUGCGUAACUACGGUAUUAAAUUCUCAUAUUUUAAAAGAACUGAAAAUUACAAAUUUUAUAUCAAUACAAGCCGAUGAAACUACGGAUGUAUCAUGCCAAUCUCAAAUGAGUUUAAUUUUUCGUUAUAUUCUGGACAAUAAGAUCGAAGAAAGAUUUAUAGGAUUUUUUGAUGUUUCCAAAAAUAUGACUGCGGCUGGUUUAUCCGAAGUAAUUCUAAAUGAACUUUCAAAGUGGAAUAUUGGUAAAAAAGUUGUGUUUCAAACAUAUGAUGGUGCUUCUGUUAUGGCUGGUGAAAAAAAUGGGGUUCAGUCAAUUAUACAAAAUAUUUAUCCAAUGGCUAUUUUUAUACAUUGUUACGCUCAUCAAUUGAAUUUAGUUCUACUUCACAGCGCAAAAUCAAUAAAAGAUGUUAAAUUAUUUAUAGCAAACCUUACUAUGUUCCACACAUUUUUUAGUAGAUCUUCUAAAAGAAGUUCUUUAUUAAGAGAGCAAGGAUUUAAAUUACCAAAUCAAUGCAAUACACGUUGGAAUUAUCAUUCAAGAGCUGCUUUAACUAUAAAAACUCAUUUCAAUGAACUAAAAAAUGCCGUAUCUCAUGUAGUUGAUGACCCUGGCUGGGAUUCCAAUUCUGUUUGUACAGCAUCUGAAGAAAAAUUAAGACAACUUUUUAAAUACUAUCCAGAUAUUUUUGAUAAAGAUCGUCUAAAAAAUGAGCUUUACAUAAUAUAUGCAGAUCCAUUGAAAUAUUUCGCUCCUUUGGAAUUUAUUGAUUUUAUAUUUAAAAAUGAGCUUCAAGAAGUAUAUCAAGAAGUCACGAAACUUAUUCAAUUAGUAUUAACUAUUCCUGCAACAACAGCCUCAAGUGAAAGAUCCAUGAGUACUUUAAAACGUAUCAAAUCCUUUUUAAGAAAUUCAAUGACAAAUGAUAGGCUUUCAUCUUUGUCUACUUUAGCUGUUGAAAAAAAAAUGUUAGGUGAAUUAUCAAAAGAUCCAACGUUUAUCAACAAUGUAAUAGAUGUAUUCGCGACAAAACAAAAUAGGAGAAUCGAUUUAAAUUAUAUUCAAAUAUAG
Molecule: messenger RNA, 1503 nt
Organism: Sipha flava (yellow sugarcane aphid)
Lineage: Eukaryota; Metazoa; Arthropoda; Insecta; Hemiptera; Aphididae
Product: zinc finger MYM-type protein 1-like
Exons: 4
Coding region: 1-1503 (500 amino acids)
Molecular function (GO): protein dimerization activity
Source: RefSeq, a predicted model, not a curated record